Messenger RNA from Trichobilharzia szidati, 4657 nucleotides. The record is from the annotation of a GenBank genome assembly. Lineage: Eukaryota; Metazoa; Platyhelminthes; Trematoda; Strigeidida; Schistosomatidae.
CUCUUUAUAAUGGCAGCUCCAUCGUAUACAAAAUGAACUGACUUCAAAAUGGAUUAUGCCAAACUUAGGAGCUAUCGACACGCUGAUCCACUAAAGGUGCGCCAAGUAUGGGAUGCUCUCAGCGUAGUCAAGUCUAAUAGACCAGCAGUACCAGCCGAUAAAAUAAACAAAACCCUUCGAAAAACACUAAAUUUAAAGGAUGAUCAGAUUAGACUAUUACUUGAUGAAAUCGAAGGCGAUGGACUAAUUGAAAAAAUUGAACCUCCUUUUGGGAAAAAUGGUAUGGUACGCUAUCAGCUUCCUGAUUUUACAAAACCAUUCCCGAGAGGAAAGCAUGACUGGUAUUGCUUCCAAUGUCAUCGGCCUGGUGAAGUGCUACGCUGUCUCGACUGCUUCCGUGUAUAUCAUGCUGACUGUGUUCAAGAAGCUACUGGUCCCAGCAGCCCUUCUAGGAGGUCUAUGCGUUCACCCACCCUUCAUGAUGGUCAAGACAACAAUUUUACCUGUCCUGUUUGCGAAUCUAGACCGAAAUGUGAAUUUUCCCGUAAACAAAUAAGAAAACUGUUGGAAUUUGCGACACAUCAUCUAAGAAAACAACCAUUGUGGAAGACAUUUCUUCAGGUUGGUUAUGCAGGUGAGAUAACGAAAAACGAAUAUCUUGUAUACAAGUACACUGAUCUGGAGUUAUUGCAACGUAAAAUAAAAGAUGGUCGUUAUGCUGCCUUGGAAGAGUUUUCUAUGGAUGUACAGUUGCUUGUACAUGAUGUCUGCAUCCUGCAUGGUCCUUAUAGUAAUCAAGCGGAUGAAAUCCGGUUUUUCUUUCGUUCUGUGAAUACGGAAUUAAAUGAAAUUCAACUCUGUACUGACUGUUACAUUAAUGCGAAGGCGCGAGUUACAGAUUGGAUAAGUAAACCCUGUAAACCACGUCACGAAUUAAUAUGGGCACGCAAUCGCACGUCAGCUGGUGCUGGUUUGUUUAAUGAUUCUUCAGUUGCACAGUUCUACUGGCCAGCAAAAGUUUUGUUAGAGCGUGAUGAUGGAUAUGAGAUACGUUUCUUCGGUGGAUCACAUGAACGAAUGUUUGUCAAAAAGACGCAUACACGUGCUUUUCAUCUACCUGCUGAUGAAGUUGGUGUGCUUCGUCGGUCGAGUACCACAGGUGGUGUUUCAGGUGGAGGAUUUGAGCGAGCAUGGAAUGAAGUUAGUAAACUGCAAGCCAAUAUUGAUAGUGGAUAUUAUACACAUUCUUCUGGUGAAAGUGACCUCCCACCAUCAGAUGAUGACUAUUCAGAUGAAAUGUAUCUCGGUCCACGACGUAAAAUCAUUAGUCAAAACCAACGUUCACACCGUCCAGAUAGUCCACGAUCUUCUUUAACAUCAAGCAACAGAAAAGGAAAUAAAAGGAGGCGUCAUACGUCUUCAAGCAGCCAACAUUCAACCAGUAGUGAAACGCCUACUGGUGAUUCAAACACUCAUGAUGACUCACCUUGUCCACGUUCAGGUGGUAAACGCUUCAGAACUCAUGGUCCUUCCGUAAAUUCACAUACGGGUUCUACUGAUAAAAGGUCAGCGAGUAAUCGUCUUCCAAUGCCAGCUGUUCAGCCUGGUACUCCUGGCGCUGCAGCAAUAUCGGCACUUGCGGAAACAAAGGCAGCUAUGGCUGCUGCAGUCGGAUCUACACGUAGACCAGCGAGUUCAUUUACUGCCGAUCUUUUGUCUUUAACUCAUCGUGAACAUGAUAAACCUUAUAGAAAACCGUCAAGAGAGAAUCAUUUAAAUACUAAUUUACGAGGUCAGCGGGGUAGGGGAAGACCUCCACUUCGAGAUAAUAAAGGAAGACCUAUCCGGCGACUCAAGUAUCAAAGUUCUUCUUCAUCACCACGUUCUUCAGUGAGCCCAUCUUCAUCUGUUUCAUCAGGCUCUUUGUCAGAAGCAGAAGAUCCCCCUCACUCCGUAAACAAUGGUCCUGAAAAUAAUUGGCGCUCAAAUCAAUCUCCUGAUUGGAAAAUUAAGAAAUCUGAAAAGCCGCGUCGCGGGCGUCCACCCAAAUCCAGAGGCCGUAUCAAAUCUACUAAUGAUAAUAGUCGUUCGGAUUGGUGUUCACCGACAGCUGGAAGUUCAGAUGCUGAAGGCAAUUCAGAUAUAUGGACAAAAUCUAGUUCAUCAAAUGCUAUUAAACCUAGUCCAACUAGAGGAAGACCUAAAUCUGCACCAUUUGCCAACAACUCUUCUAGUCGUGUUGAUGGUGUACAUAAAAGGCGUAUGACUACUACUCCAAAUAAGAGUUCAACUCAAGAUACAACUAAUUCAGGGGGUAGACGUUCUAAAAAGUAUUCUAAACAUAUGGAUAAUAAUUUUAGUGGUGUACGAGAUGAAGAUGAUGAACUUACUGACCGUUGUGAUUCACCAAUUGGAAAUGAUACUCAAAAUUUAAGACAUUCAAACAAUCAUCGAUGGCAUUCUCAUCACUCUUCAACUAGUUAUCAUACACCAGGUACUAAUCCAAUUUCGCCUACACGCAAACCUGGAGUUAAUGAUUCUGUUCACAAAAUAUCACCAACAAAAAGAACACCUACGAAACGACGCUCAUCCCAUUCUAGUAAUUAUAGUUCAUGUUCUUCAGCCUCUUCUUCAGAUAUGGAUGAUAAUGAUGAAGGUGGACGACAACGUCAUAUUAUCAAAAUGGAUGAUGAAGAUGAUAUUGAUGAUCGUAGAUUCCGUAGUCCAACUCGUAGUGGUUCAAGUCAUAGAGAUAGAACUUCUGGUGCAAGUAGUACAAUGUUACGUCGACCACCAUUUGCUCCACCAUUAAAUGUAUCCGGAUCCAAUAGUAGUUCAAAUGCUGUUAACGAUCGAAAUAAUAACUUGUCUACUUCUGGAAAUUUAUUCUCUCAUACUGGUCAAAAUCUUUUUUCACCAUGCAAUGAUUCAAUGGUCUCAAUGAACUCUUCAACAAAUUCAGGUCUAUCAUCAGCCAAUAGAAUGAGUGGUUCAGUUCACCCAAAUAAUUCAGCAAAUUCUAAUAUGGCUUCAAAUUUUGUAUCACCAGGUGCCUCAACAAAUAAUAAUAGCUCAAGUAAUAAUAAUAUUGUCGGUGGUCCAGGUAUGUCAACCUUACCACGUUCCCAUCUGCCACCGAAUAAACGUGCUGCUGCUGCAGCAACUGCCGCAGCUUUAAACAGAGAUUCUGUUGGAGGAGUAAGUGAUAGUCCAGGUGAAACAAGUCAGCGUCAGUCUUCUGUUAAAAGUCCUGAAGUUUCUUUAUCAUCCCCUCCUAGAAAACAAGUUCAUAAAGGCAUUCAGACGCCAGCAAGUAUGGAGAUGCCGACCUCCUCUCAACAACCUUGUACACAAUGUAAAGAACGUGAAGCUGAACGUUUAUCAGCAGCUAAUGAAACUAAAAAAGCACUAAAAGAACUUGAAGAGAAGCUAACAAAUCAAUUUAAAGAGGAGAAAGCUGCUGCACUACAUUCUGCACUUGAACAAGCUCAAGCAAGUGCACGUGAAGCUAUUGAACAUGAACGUAAACUUGCUCGUGAAACACUAGAAGCUGCUGAAAGUCGAUUUGCUGAAGUAAUUAUUCAGACAAAACGUCGUCAAUGGUGUCGUAAUUGUUAUAUGGAAGCUAUAUAUCAUUGUUGUUGGAAUACAUCUUAUUGUAGUACACAAUGUCAACAAGAACAUUGGCAAAAAGAGCAUAAACGUCAAUGUCGUAGAAAACGAUGAUUCAACAUUGACUACUCACUUACACACAUACACACACAUACAUAUAUAUAUACAUACUGAUGCUAUCUUUUAUUUUGUGUUGUACAUAAUAAUUUUAUUAUUUCGUAUUUAUUUAUUUAUUUAUUCAUCUUACAUGUACAUUUGUUUUCUUUUCUCUCUCUCUCUCUCCUUUUGGAAAUUUGAUAAUUAUGUCGUCAUGUACACGCAUAUGCCUACUACACCACACUAUUGACACACCAGUUAUUAUUUAUUUUAAAAUGCCGUACUUUUAUUUGUGUUUUUAGUGUUUUACUCUCAUUAUUUCCACAAACUUGCAUCAUCAUCGUCAUUAUCACUACACACACACUUGUUUUUUAGUCAGCCAGAAGAAGCAAAAAGCAUUUCGAAUCGUAAUAAUAAUAAUAAUUGUUGUUAUUGUUUUGAUUUUCCCUACUCUUAGUGUUGUUUAUAUUUUAUACUAUAUUACAUAUAUGUAUAAUGUGUGUGUUUGUAUAGGCAGCUGCUUAAUAUUUCCUAUUAUUAUUAUUAUUAUCACCAUCAUUAUUAUUGUUAUUGUUCCAUUUGAUGAUAAACGUUUGAUUAUACACCAUUCACCCCUAGCCAUCCCUUCGUCCACCGUAAAUCAACAUCUUCGUAGAGAAGUUUCUGUGUUCCACAAAGAUAGAUAUUACAAAAUAUUUAUUGUGUGAGCUUUUUUAAUCUGUGUUCAUAAUUGAUUAAUUUUCAUUUGUGGUGGCUCUCUCUCUCUGAGUGUGUCUCGCCCUUUCCCUUCUCUCCCCGCCCUCAAUCCAACUUGUGUGUGUGUUUAAUCAUUGUGCUGUGUGGUCCAGUUUGUGUAUGUAGGUAACUGUAAUUUCUUUGAUUUUUGUUUUUAUACCUUUUUUUGUAUCAUAAUUACUAUUUUAUCCUUCCUCUAUCUCUUUAUGUAUGU